UUGAUGUUAAUAUUUCAGAAAAAGAAAAAAAUAUUGAAAAUAAAAAGCAAAAAUUUGGUGGCCGACGCAACAAAACAAAAGAAAAAAGAAAGACCCAGUACUUCCUAUGUAGAUCACAGCUCUUCAGACACCUCGAAUUUUGAUACCAAUGUUAAUUCAGUUUCACAACAGAUAUUCACUGAUGGCUCGAUUCAAGUUACUCGAACACAAGAGGAGAAAGAUAAGAAUCCUGAUAAAAUCUGUUUGGAUAGGAAGGGACUGAACACCUUUCCAACAAUAAUUGCUGAAGAUAGAUUGAGAUUGUUAUCAUGUCAGCACAAUUUGAUUAACAACUUGGUGAGUCUGCAAGUCCAAAAAUUUCCAGUUCUGGUAUUUUUGGACCUGUACAACAACCAAAUUGAUUCUAUGAAAAAUCUCAUCUCAUUGGAAACUUUGAGAGUACUAUUAAUAGGAAAGAACAGGAUUAAGAAAAUCGAAGGUUUGGAAAAUCUAACGAAAUUGGAAGUGUUGGAUUUACAUGGGAAUCUGAUCAAUUCGGUGACGGGUUUGGAAACUUUAUCGCAAUUGCGUGUAUUGAAUUUGGCUGGGAAUCAAUUAAAAUGUUUGCAAGCAACUGAAAUGGGUGGAUUGAAAUCGCUGCAGGAGUUGAAUUUGAGGAGGAAUCAUCUGAAGAGGUUGUCGGGAUUACCGGAAAUGUGCAAUUUGCACAAAAUAUUUCUGAGCAAUAACGAAAUGCAAUUAAUAGAAGAUUUGAGUAACGUUAUCAAAUCGCCGAAUAUAAUAGAAAUAUCGAUUGAGAAUAAUCCAGUAUUACUAAAUAACGAUUGCGUGCCGUUCCUGGUGUCGUAUCUUCCGAAACUUGCGAUUGUAAAUAAAAUGACAAUAAACGAGCAGUUACGAAAAGCCUCCAAUAUUUGGAGGAGAAAUAAAGAGACGUCGAAUCCUCUAUUUAUGGAUCUGACGGAGACGAUUUCGAAGAACGUGAACAGGGAGGAAGCAAUUUCGAACGCUAAAACGAAUUGGGAACUGCUGAGGUCCCAAACAAAGCAAAUAACUAGUAACGUCAGCGCCAAAGGGAAAUCAUCGAAAGUCAAUCCAGAUGCAGAUAUAAUAUUAACAUCGUUAUUGAAAAGUAAAGUUGCGGAUCAUAAGAAAAACGAACAUGGUAAAUGGUGCAAGCUUCCGCCAAUUUUAGUCCCAAUCAUUAACAAAAUACAUGAAAAGAAAGAAAGCGUUUCAAGCGUUUGUCCGAACAUCGACAGCACUAGUUCAUUGCUAUCAAGUAAAUCGGAUUCUGAUAGCAGCAGUGAUGAAGAUAUAGAAGAGAUUAAGGAAAUCAUUGAAGCAUACAAACCGAUUGAAGCGGUUCCAGUAAGUUCAACGCAACCUGACUCUACUUCCGCUGAAUCCUCCAGUACUCUCUCUUCGAACAUAAGCAGUACUUCCAGUAAAUCUAACAGCGAUAGAACAACAACCUCGUCGAAGAGAAAUAUCAAAAGCGCCGUCAACCACAGAUUGGUUCAUAGAGUAAACGCGUCAAGAUCGGUAUCUGCUAAAGCGAGGAAGAGCAAUUCCAAUUCAAAUAACGCAACGCAAGUUCGAGAUUGUGAACAAGGUGGAGAUUAUCUUGUGGAAAUCUGCGGACAAAACUUGAACGUUUACGGGCAAGGUUCGUUGCAUUUCUUGGACAAAUCUUGGAAUACGACGAAAGCCCACAGCGUUACCACAAUUAACUUUAAUUACGUCAACAUCAAUAACUUAGCUCCAAUCUUAAGUAAAAUCAAAUCCAGAUUCCCGAAUGCCGAUCAGUUUAUCUUUAAAGAGACAAACAUCGAGUUUAUUGGGCAAAUAAAUAUAUUCGCUGAGAUCCAAGGAUUAUCGUCACUUAAAAUAACGACUGAAGGAAAUCCGAUUAUUGAGAAAGAUUGGAGAACCUACGCUAUAUACAGAUUAUCCCAUUGGGGCCUUAAAAUGUUAAAUGAUGAAGCUGUUUCCGAAAAAGAUAUCGAAAACGCGAACUUGCAAUAUCAAAGUCUGAGCGAUCUCGUUUUGUGUGCUCUACCUGAUAUUUACCUGCAACCUCUUCUGACGAGAUUGAGUAUAAAUAUAGAUGAUUCUUCAGAGAAUGUGAAUCCCAAAGUAUGGUUAAUGUCUGCUGACGCUGCUUUAAGAAGCGUCGUUAGCAAAGAGGCUUUGCAAUGGAAAAAGCAGGGUUCAGUCCAAGAUGAACAAAUCCAGAGGCAAAAGGCGCAUACUUAUAUUAGCAAAUUGUUAGACGAGGUUUGCAAUUCUGCUAAGAAGCUGAGAAUGCUGGACGAGAAUUGGCCAAAGAUUCUACAUGAAAUUGUACGAAACACACUCUUGGAUUAUUCGAAUUUAGAUUUGUACAAGAAGAGGAAACUAUUAGAAUUAAUGUAAAAUGUAUUACUAUGAUUAUCGU
Messenger RNA from Nicrophorus vespilloides, 2440 nucleotides. Its product is annotated as leucine-rich repeat-containing protein 49. Gene Ontology annotation, cellular component: cytoplasm. Gene Ontology annotation, molecular function: protein binding. The transcript has 7 exons. The record is from RefSeq and is a predicted model, not a curated record. Bases 4 to 2418 code for a protein of 804 amino acids. NCBI's taxonomy places the organism in Eukaryota, Metazoa, Arthropoda, Insecta, Coleoptera, Silphidae.